Molecule: messenger RNA, 1827 nt
Organism: Cheilinus undulatus (humphead wrasse)
Lineage: Eukaryota; Metazoa; Chordata; Actinopteri; Labriformes; Labridae
Gene: glra4b
Product: glycine receptor, alpha 4b
Exons: 10
Coding region: 1-1458 (485 amino acids)
Biological process (GO): chloride transmembrane transport; signal transduction; regulation of membrane potential
Cellular component (GO): synapse; neuron projection; plasma membrane
Molecular function (GO): chloride channel activity; transmitter-gated monoatomic ion channel activity; glycine binding
Source: RefSeq, a predicted model, not a curated record
AUGGAUGCUAUAGUCCUGAUUCAAAGGAUUAGCUCACUUCUGGACUGUGUCAAACUACAUGUGUCUAGUAGUGUUUUUCUGUCAUCUGGCAGGUCUGUGCUCUGUAAGGAGAUGAAGCUCCCCAGCAGAGCAGUCAAACCUCCCUCUCCAUCUGACUUUUUGGACAAACUGAUGGGACGCACAUCUGGCUACGACGCUCGCAUCAGACCUAACUUCAAAGGUCCUCCUGUCAACGUCACCUGCAACAUCUUCAUCAACAGCUUUGGAUCCAUCACUGAAACAACCAUGGACUACCGGCUCAAUGUGUUUCUGAGACAGCAGUGGAAUGACCCUCGCCUGGCAUAUAAGGAGUAUCCUGACGACUCUCUGGAUCUGGACCCUUCCAUGUUGGACUCCAUUUGGAAACCUGAUCUUUUCUUUGCAAACGAGAAAGGAGCAAACUUUCACGAGGUCACAACGGACAACAAGCUGCUCCGGAUAUUUCAGAAUGGAAACGUCCUCUACAGCAUCAGGCUUACACUCACCCUCUCCUGUCCCAUGGAUCUGAAAAACUUCCCCAUGGACAGUCAGACGUGUACGAUGCAGCUUGAGAGCUUUGGCUACACCAUGAAUGAUCUUAUUUUCGAGUGGCUGGACGUGGGAGCGGUGCAGGUGGCCGAUGAUCUCACGCUCCCUCAGUUUGUGCUGAAAGAGGAGAAAGGCCUCGGGUACUGCACCAAACACUAUAACACAGGUAAAUUCACCUGCAUCGAGGUCAACUUCUACCUGGAGCGUCAGAUGGGUUAUUACCUGAUCCAGAUGUACAUACCCAGCCUGCUCACCGUCAUCCUGUCCUGGGUCUCCUUCUGGAUCAACAUGGAUGCUGCUCCAGCCAGGGUUGGACUAGGAAUCACUACGGUGCUCACCAUGACCACACAGAGCUCUGGCUCCAGGGCCUCCCUGCCAAAGGUGUCCUACGUCAAAGCCAUUGACAUCUGGAUGGCGGUGUGCCUCCUGUUCGUGUUUGCUGCACUGCUGGAGUACGCUGCUGUUAAUUUUGUUUCCCGGCAGCACAAGGAGUUCUUCAGGCUGAGGAGGAAGCUGAAGGAGCAACAGAGGCAAAGAACUCAGGCGAGUGGUGACAGUAAGGCAAAAGGAAACAACAUGUCAGGCAACAAUGCUCCUCAUGGGAACCAGCGGUGCAGUGUCUGUGCCAGGGAGGAGGAGCUGGCACAGCAGGGCUUACUCUUCCAGAGUUUUGGUCUCGCAAGUGCACCGGAAAUGGAUGCAACUCCAGUUUUUGCAGAUCUACCUCCAGGUUUAGGUUUCUAUGAUAUACGCAGGCGCUUUGUGGAUCGAGCCAAAAGGAUUGAUACCAUCUCCAGAGCUGUUUUCCCCAUGAGCUUCCUCAUGUUUAAUGUCCUCUACUGGCUUACCUACAAAGUUCUACGACAUGAGGACCUUCACGCUGCACUGUGACAACAUGACAGUGGAGCAUAAAGACACUGCAAACCUUCGAUUCUGCCCCCGUCACUGAAACAUUUACUGGCUGAGGGGCCUCAGCCAAGACAUGACAGAUGAGUUCAGACUGCAUGUCCAGUGGCGUUGAUUCAUCCAACGUCAUGGAAGUGUCCAUCUGUUUCAUUCAAUUUUUCAUACCUACAAAGAAAUGCACUUCCUUUUCGCACUGAUGCUUUAUGCAUCCCACCUUUAUGCAUUCCUCCUACAGUAUGAGAGUCCAGUAAGCAUCUGAAAUACAUUAGCUCAUGUUCCUGUCUUCAUUUCUAUAUGUGCAGCAAGGUUAUUGUAGUUAACUAAAGAUAACUAAAUAACUACAACUAAAAAGUA